Molecule: messenger RNA, 2444 nt
Organism: Branchiostoma belcheri (Belcher's lancelet)
Lineage: Eukaryota; Metazoa; Chordata; Leptocardii; Amphioxiformes; Branchiostomatidae
Product: acid-sensing ion channel 1-like
Exons: 13
Coding region: 590-1999 (469 amino acids)
Biological process (GO): sodium ion transmembrane transport
Cellular component (GO): membrane
Molecular function (GO): ligand-gated sodium channel activity
Source: RefSeq, a predicted model, not a curated record
CACAACAGGAAGUUGUCCACAGAUUGUCCACACUGAUCACAUCUGUUAUUCAUUCACAUGUGAAUAAAGGAGAUAGUCCCUAGUCUCUAUCAGCUCAGUUGUAGUGGUAAGCUUGUUGUUAUAGUAGAGAGAUGAACAUUAUUUCAUGCUGGAACCGCCCUAGAGGCGUCGCCAAGACAACCAGGGUUUUCAUGGGAGUACAACAAACGACCUGGUAAGUUUUCCCUGACUUGCUUAAGCUUGCAGACUUGCUUGCACAGCCGAACGCCUGGCUGAUUCGCCAACAAACCUGGAUACGCCGGACUUCGCGCUUGAGCUGCGCACAAAGGCGGUGGUUUUAAAAUCCGUUCAGGUGUCACUGGGAGCGGUUGCGGUCCUUUCAGAAAAAUAUCCAAACGUGUCCUUCUGUGCGGCGGUACAUCACUGGGCAAACACGGGGCUCCGGCCUGCUGAAGUCGCUGACACUUACCAGCGCGGGAGUUAACACACUGACUGCCAGACUACGUCAGUCUACAUGUAGGUUUGUAACUAGCAAACGUUAUGAGGAGAAAAAGUUCCACGUCAGCUCCGCAGGCAGUAGCCUUCCGCCAUGUCGCCGGAGGAGGACAAACAGUCCCCGGAGAAAGAGUUCGUCGGUAACACGACUCUGCACGGACUCAAUCGGAUUGUCAUCGCUCCCAGCGGUUACUUCCAGGCCCUGUGGGUCCUCGUCAUUCUUGGCUCCUACGCAGGCUUUGCCUUCAUGUUCAGCUCCAUGAUAAUGGACUAUUUUCGGUACGACACCAUAACCGAUACAAAGUUGAAGUUUGCCGAUGCAAUACCAUUUCCGGCCGUCACAAUCUGCAACAUGAAUAAGUUUGAUUCCACCAAACUAAAGCUGGUGGAGUGGUCGUACCUGUCCCCAUUACUGCUGGGAAAAGAAUAUUCCACCUCCGAGCUCCUAACUCUAGGCUUGCAACCUGACGAAACAAUCAACUCUAGCAUAGCGAACAUAUCAAUAAAGGACUUCGUCCUCGAAAAUGGCUUCGACAUCAACCAAGAUCGCAUGGCGUUGUGCUACUGGAGAAACGAGGCUUGCAGUUAUUUGAACUUUACUCAUUCAUACACCUUCUUUGGCAACUGCUUCACCUUCAACUCCGACAAGUCGAACAUGCUAUGGCAGACGAUGGAGGGGCACGGAAACGGCAUGAUGGUGUUUAUAGACAUCAGAGCGGAGGAGUACACGGAGAACUUCUUCUCAUACGGAAACUCCGAGGUCGGGCUGAAGCUGCUGGUGCACGACCAGGACGAGCCUCCCCAGAUGGACGCCAAGGGCAUCGCCCUCGCGCCGGGAAACCACGCCUUCAUCACCGUCAAGCGGACUGUGUACGAGAACCACGGCCCUCCGUGGGGGAACUGUCAGGACCUGCAGCUGGAGUAUUACGACACCUACACCCUGCCUGCCUGCUACCUGGAGUGCAGGAGUAAACACGUGGUCGCCAACUGCAGCUGCCGGCCCUUCUUCUUACCAGGAACAGCGCCAUUCUGCGACCCAACUCAGAUCGUCCAAUGCGUCAUACGUGUGAUGGCGAAGGUGACGUCUGGGGAGCUGAAGUGUAAUUGUCCCGUACCCUGCAGCAUGACCAAGUACAGCACGUCCGUGUCCUACUCGGGGUGGCCCAACAAACUCACCAAAGACUACAUCGUCCGGACUUACUCCCAAACCAAAGACUACAUGAGGGAAAAUGGUGUCGUCUUCAGCGUCUUCUACGAACAACUGAAUUAUGAGAGAGUCCGGGAGCUGAAAGCUAUGGACGGGGGACAGCUAGCAAGUAACAUAGGCGGGAUGAUGGGCCUGUUCAUCGGCGCCAGUCUGCUGACCAUCCUGGAGGUGUGGGAGUACCUGUGGAUGCGGCUGCUGGGCUGCCUGAGCAAAGCCCGGCGUCCUAGGACUAGGAUCAUACAGGUUCAGGUUUCCGAAAAAAACGGAGGCUUGAACAAUGGAGCUUUCAGAAGCUGAACAUGAUCUGUCUGGCUGACAUGUACUAUAUGUAGUUUGGUAUGAACUUUAUACUUUUAAGUUCUCGUUAAUUCGCCAAACGGUGUCACAGUGUUUCUUUGUGUGCAGGUGAAGCUAUACAUGCCUCGGACUAGCUAGCUGUUGUGAUACAUCAUUUUCCAUUUUGGUGACUACAGUACUAGUGUGCUCCGAAACGCCAUGUGCCUAGUGGAGGUACAGAGGACAUGCACUAUAUUAAUGUAACUUCAUUUCAUGCAAGUAAAUAUCUAUUGUGUGAUUUUAUACUAGGAACUAAUAAAUAUUUUCUCAAAGCAUUUGCGUGCAAACUUAAAAUGUGAGCAAGAAAACUUAAAUCAGUUUCCUUGGUAAGUCACUCUUUAGUGAUAGACAAUCCAGCUAUUGUAACUCCAGAGACUUAAGUUGCACCUUCUUUUCUUUUCUGUAA